CAAUUAGGUGGAAAAAGCAAGUGGAGAGAAUCCGUUCAUCAUUUUUUGGUAUCUAUUCAUAAUUCGUUUUAAUUCGAAUAUCUAGAAAUACCCUGUUUUAACUGUAUCGCACUAUGUGUUGGAUUUCCAAUCCAAUAAAUCUUUGAUCCCUUUGACAAAAUGGAAUUUGAAAAAUGAAAGAAUAUCAAAGAUAUUUAGAACUAGAUAGAUCUCGUCAACAGAACUUCCUAUACCCACUUAUUUUUCGGGAGUAUAUUUAUGGACUCGCCUCUGGUCAUGAUUUUAAUAGAAAUCGAUAUAUUUUGUCAGAAAAUGUGGAUUAUGAUAAGAAAUCUAGCUUACUAAUUGUAAAAUGGUUAAUUACUCGAAUAUAUCAACAGAAUCAUUUGAUUCUUGAUAACGAUUCAAGUAAAAAUCAAUUUUUGGGGUCUAACAAGAAUUUGUAUUCUCAAAUAAUAUCAGAGGGUUUUGCCAUUGUCAUGAAAAUUUCAUUUUCGCGACAAUCAAGUUCUUCUUUAGAGGAGGCGGAAAUCAUAAAAUCUUUUAAUAAUUUGCAAUCAAUUCAUUCCAUUUUUUCCUUUUUCGAAGAUAAAUUUACAUAUUUUAAAUUUUUUUCCGAUGUACGAAUACCCUAUCCUAUCCAUCUGGAAAUCUUAGUUCAAACUCUUCGAUACUGGGUGAAAGAUCCACCCCUUUUUCAUUUAUUAAGAUUGUUUCUUUAUGAGUAUUGUAAUUGGAAUAGUCUUAUUACUAAAAAAAAAACUAUUUUGACUUUUUCAAAAAGUAAUCCAAGAUUUUUCUUGUUUCUAUAUAAUUUUUAUGUAUGUGAACACGAAUCCAUCUUCCUUUUUUUACGUAAAAAAUCCUCUUUUUUACGACUAAACUCUUUUAGCGUUCUUUUUGAGCGAAUCUAUUUCUAUACAAAAAUAGAGCAUCUUGUAGAAGUCUUUUUGAAUAAUUUUUCGUCUACCUUAUUAUUCUUCAAGGAUCCUUUGAUUCAUUAUGUUAGAUAUCAAGGAAAAUCCAUUCUGGCUUCAAAGAAUGCACCUUUUUUGAUGAAUAAAUGGGGAUACUAUCUCAUUUAUUUCUGGCAAUGUUAUUUUGAUAUUUGGUCUCAACCCCAAAUGAUCCAUAUAAAGGAAUUAUUUGAGAAUUCAUUUCAUUUUUUGGGGGGCUAUCUUUCAAAUGUACGGCUAAACUUUUCAGUGGUACGGAGUCAAAUGCUAGAAAAUUCAUUUCUAAUAGAAAUUGUUAUGAAAAAACUUGAUACAAUAGUCCCAAUUAUUCCCUUAAUUAGAUCUUUAGCUAAAGCGAAAUUUUGUAAUAUAUUAGGACAUCCCAUUAGUAAGCCCGUUUGGGCCGAUUCAUCUGAUUUUGAUAUAAUUGACCGGUAUUUGCGGAUAUGCAGAAAUCUUUCUCAUUAUUAUAAUGGAUCCUCAAAAAAAGGUUUGUAUCGAAUAAAAUAUAUAAUUCGGCUUUCUUGUAUUAAAACUUUGGCUCGUAAACACAAGAGGACUUUACGCGCUUUUUUGAAAAGAUUAGAUUCAGAAGAAUUAUUAAAAGAAUUCUUUACAGAGGAAGAAGAGAUUCUUUCUUUGAUCUUUCCAAGAUCUUCGUCUACUUUGCGGAGGUUAUAUAGAAGUCGGAUUUGGUAUUUGGAUAUUCUUUUCAGUAACGAUCCAAUCAAUAUAAAUUGAUAAACCAAAAUCAUCCUUGCCUAAAAUUUGGAUAAAAAAUGCAUUUCUUUUUGAUUUCGAAUAGUAUUCUCUAUAGGAUUCUGAAAUGUUUAUGUAAUGUAGUAAGAGGGGGAUUUGAGAUUCAUCAACACUGAGUAUUUGACUUUUGGAGAGUAUUGUUCUGGAUAAGUAACUCAGGUUUAGAUGUAUACAUAGGGAAAGCCGUGUGCAAUGAAAAAUGCAAGCACGGCUUGGGGAGAGAUUUUUUAUUGUUUUCCUUUUUCAAUUCAUUAACAAAUCCAAUUUCUACUCCAUCCGACUAGUUCCGGGUUCGAGUCCCGGGCAACCCAUAUAAUAUAUGGAAUAUAUAUAUAUUAAUUAAUAUAGAUAUAAUGAUAUCCAUAUUAAUUUUAAUUAUAAAAUCUAUAAGAAAAUACGUCGAAGUUAUAUUUAUAUAACGGUAUAUGUAUAUACCAUAGUGAAUUCAUAAUCAUUUUCAUUCUUUGUUUAUUUUAUUAGAGUGGGGUAAAAAAAGCCAAUUUAGAUCAAUCUAGAUGAAUAAAAGCAUUUUCAACAGAUAUAUAUCAAUAUAUCUUCUUGGUUGACACCAAUAUAUGCCUCGUGUUAUACUGUUGAAUAACAAGCCCUCAAUUAUCUAGUUAGAGAGAAUUCGUGUGCUUGGGAGUCCCUGAUAAUUAAAAAAACCAAGAUUUUACCAUGACUGCAAUUUUAGAGAGACGCGAGAGCGAAAGCCUAUGGGGUCGCUUCUGUAACUGGAUAACCAGCACUGAAAACCGUC
Molecule: messenger RNA, 2475 nt
Organism: Arachis duranensis
Lineage: Eukaryota; Viridiplantae; Streptophyta; Magnoliopsida; Fabales; Fabaceae
Product: maturase K-like
Biological process (GO): mRNA processing
Cellular component (GO): chloroplast
Source: RefSeq, a predicted model, not a curated record